This is a messenger RNA of Leptinotarsa decemlineata (Colorado potato beetle), 933 nucleotides long. RefSeq names its product nose resistant to fluoxetine protein 6. The record is from RefSeq and is a predicted model, not a curated record. Lineage: Eukaryota; Metazoa; Arthropoda; Insecta; Coleoptera; Chrysomelidae. Gene Ontology annotation, molecular function: acyltransferase activity, transferring groups other than amino-acyl groups.
UUCACAAAAGUUUUCAAACAUAAGUGUUUAACCCAUACAUGGUACAUGGCUUCGGACACUCAAUAUUUCAUAAUAAUGUUACCAAUAGUGUGGAUUCUGAAGAAAAAUGAGAGAUUAGUAUGGCCCAUCCUUGGUUCACUAUUCAGCAUUGCGGUUGUAGCUACAUUUCUCGAUAACUACGUUGAAGACUACGAAGGCCUCAUUUUACCACUUCCAGAGAAACUUUACUUGUUGAAGAUGGUUUUGCAUAAUAAUCAGUGGCACCACCAAUCGAAAAGUUUUCAAGGAAACUUCAUCGGAAGCAUAGUGGGAUUAGCCUUCGGAUACCUGUUUUACAAAAACAGAAACAAGUCACCUUUCGAUAAAAAUGUGAUGAAUCAAAUCAUUUUUCACAUAUUGGUGUAUGGAUUAGGACUAGGAAUGGCAAUUCUGCCACCUGUUAUCAUCAUGAACAAAGAAACCGAACACGAUAUAUUUUGGGCUUCUCUGAACGUUGCAUUAGGUCGAACGAUUUUCAUAAUUGCCAUUGGAUCUGCGUUAUUUUUAACAUUUUUUGGAGUGGGAUGGAUCACAAAAGCUAUUCUGGAAUGGCAUCCAUCUUAUAUUUUAGCAAGAUUAUCCUUCAGUGCUUACUUGGUUCACACUACAAUAAUAUACUACAGAGUGGCCAGUUCAAGAUUUCCUACGUACGUCAGUGAUUUUCAUCUGGUAUACUAUUGGUGUGGAGAUGUGAUCACGUCCUACAUACUAGGUCUUCUCAUGACUCUUUUUGUUGAAUUGCCAACAUCCGAACUACAGAAAAUGAUGAUACCAACUAGGUCCGAGAAGAAGGAAUGAAAAAUACACUCGAAAUAUCGCUCAGCGUAAUGCUUCUCAGACAACAACAAUGUAGAUUAUACCACAUAUUAUUCGUUUACACAAUUUUGAAAAUGA